This is a messenger RNA of Trichosurus vulpecula (common brushtail), 3055 nucleotides long. It is a transcript of the gene CASP3, whose product is annotated as caspase 3. Gene Ontology annotation, cellular component: cytoplasm. The transcript is spliced from 7 exons. Bases 211 to 1041 code for a protein of 276 amino acids. The record is from RefSeq and is a predicted model, not a curated record. Gene Ontology annotation, biological process: erythrocyte differentiation; positive regulation of apoptotic process; apoptotic process. Lineage: Eukaryota; Metazoa; Chordata; Mammalia; Diprotodontia; Phalangeridae.
GGGGCUCACCAUGGAAUAGUCAGAGGCCGGAGGAGGACCGCAGCGCUUACAGCAGAGGGGGCGGGGCUUAACUCCGGGAGCUUCUAAACGAGCGUUAGGGGGCGGGGUAUAGCCCACCCAGCAGAGUACCGGCCGUAUCUCCGGUGGUUUUGGUCAAAGCGCUGAGCGGAAAUCGGGCGCGGGUCGUCUUGCGUCAAUAAUAGGAGCACCAUGGCAGAUACUGAAAUCACAGCGGAUUCCAGAUCCACCAAAAGUGCAGGACUAAAGAUCUUCCAUGGUAGCAAGUCAGCAGAGUCUGGACUGUCAUCAGAAAGCUACAAAAUGGAUUAUCCAGAAAUGGGGUUAUGUGUCAUAAUCAAUAAUAAAAAUUUUCACCCAAACACUGGGAUGUCAUUUCGUUCUGGUACAGAUGUAGAUGCAGCACACCUCAGGGAUACGUUCAAGACCUUGAAAUAUGAAGUCAGGAAUAAAAAUGAUCUGACAUGUAAAGAAAUAAUUGAAUUAAUGUACAAUGUUUCUAAAGAAGAUCACAGCCAAAGGAGCAGUUUUGUUUGCGUGAUCCUAAGUCAUGGUGAAGAAGGAAUCAUCUUUGGGACAGAUGGAUCUGUUGAACUGAAAAGAUUAACAUGUUUCUUUAAAGGGGAUAAAUGUAGAAGUCUAACAGGAAAACCAAAGCUUUUUAUUAUUCAGGCAUGUAGAGGCACAGAGUUGGAUUAUGGUGUUGAGACAGACAGUGGCACUGAUGAUGAUGUAACAUGCCAGAAAAUACCUGUUGAGGCAGACUUCUUAUAUGCAUAUUCUACAGCCCCAGGCUACUAUUCUUGGAGAAAUUCAAAGGAUGGUUCGUGGUUUAUCCAAUCACUUUGUGCAGUGCUGAAACAGUAUGCUGACAAGCUUGAAAUUAUGCAGAUCCUUACCAGAGUCAAUCGAAAAGUCGCCACCGAGUUUGAAUCUUAUUCCUUAGACAUUACCUUCCAUGCAAAGAAGCAGGUGCCAUGUAUUAUAUCCAUGCUUACUAAGGAACUAUAUCUUUUCCCCUAAGAAAAUCUCUGCAUUUUAAUUUGUAUGCCAAACCAGUGAAUGAUAGGUCUGAGGACUGCAUUUCCUUGGUAACUGCACACCUUGAACCUAAUACAGUAUGGCGGUGGAUGGGGUUUGGAGGUUUCAGAGAGAAUCACCAUUUCUCCAUUUAAUGGAACCAAUCCAUUGCUACCUCAAAUUCAGGUAGUUGAAAUGGAAGGCAUAAUUAGGGGUUAUAUAUUGACUUGUAAAGAAAAACAAAUCAAUAUUGGCAUUUGUUAUAAGAAGAAACUACUGUAUCUUCAAAACUUUAACUGUAAUUAGAGAUUUAGGGAACAGAACACUUCUUACUGAUAAACGAUCAUGGAUUUUGAAGGGGUUAUUGAAAAAUGAACACAUUUUUAGAGUAUGUUUUUAUUUAAUUAUGAAAGGUAGCAUGGCAUAGUGGGUAAAGGAUGGCCCUGGGGUCAGGAAGGCCUGGUUUGCGGCUUUGCCUGAGAUAAUGUUACCCUGGCAAGUCACUGCACGUCUCAGUGCCCCAGGGAAUGAAGACUGUAGACUGGCUUUAGAUCAGCAUAAGUGGAGUUUCCAUUCUGGGAGUUCCUUCUAGUAGGUGAGCUCCAUCAUCCUGACUCAAAUUUUUUAAACUGCAUUUUUAAGUAUGCUUUCAGUUUUUGUCAAAUGACAAAUAAUGCAUGAUGAUGCUUUCUGGACCUCUGCCAGAAUCAUGGUAUUGCUAGAGACUAGCAGUGGUGGUAGGCUUUUACUUGUAAAAUUCACAUUUGCAAAUAAAUAAGGGAGAUAGAUGAAGUUUUUUUAAACAUUCACAUUAAAAUUCCAUUCUUAGUUUCUGAACACACAAGGGGCAUGGGGCUAGGGUUUUUAUAUCUAUCAAGUAACACUCAUUUGACUGUUAAAUUUAGAAACCAGAAUUCUAUUUGGGCAAAAAUGUGGGUGAACUCAGGUGUUAUCUAUGAGCCAUACUCAUUCACCAAGAGCAAACAGGAUUCAUUCCCAAGGUGCUGAAAUGCCGCUUGUUCACCAGCAUAAGAAGGGUGCUUGUGCUCACACUGAUCAGAUGGGCUGGCUGUCAGCCAGCAGAAAGGCAUCUAAUGACCGACUGACUCAAGCAGCACAAAUGAAAGAGAUGGUAGGGAUUCAACUUGAAGCAACAUCAUAUGGACAGAGUAGUUUUGAAAACUGACCAGUGACCUAAUCAGCAGCAUCUUGGCACACAACAGUCAAUGAGGGUGUGGGAUGCUUACUUGCAUGGAGACAAAAUGGACCCAACGGGAAGGAGGCAGAAAGAAGUCCAGACUAGAUCUUCAGGCCAGUGGAUGAAUGGAAAGAAUGGUUCUGCUCACAGCUUCUGCAAGUCAUCAGUCUUCAUAGACAAAGAACAAACCAAAUGGACACAAGGUCAAAAUUUUCCAAAGAUGGCUCAGGACCUAUUGGAGUUCUCUAAUGAAAAAUAUCUCUGCAUGUUGAAUUGUAAUCAUAAGAAAAUAGCAAAAUUUCAUUCCUCUCUAGAACCUUUGGUUGAUAUACUGAACAUAGACCUUAACAUAGAUCUAGAGCUGAAAGGGAUUUCAAAGGUGAAGCCGCCUCCUCCAGUUACCCUGCCUCACGCGGGGGGGGAACUGAGGGUCAGAGAGACUGGAUGGUUUCUCUAAGAUCACACGGGUGAAGGGCCUGUGAAUGAGGCCCUCGGCCCCAGAAGCUCCUGCUCUGUCCACUCUCGGGGCUUAGUCCAUCCCCUGCCUUUUACAGAUGAGAAGACUGAGGCCAGAAGCAGGGAAAUGACUAGCCUGAGGAUGCAGAUGGUUAGGGGCUGAACUUAAGUCAUCAACAGUCUUUCAGUCUCAUUUUAUCUGAGGGGAAAAAGCCUAAACCUACAAGAGAUGAUAUUCCCCUUUUACUAGUACACAAAUGCUGUUUUUUAUUCAUGUAAUUUAAAUGCAGCAUGUCAUUGUAAUGGUACUGGAUAAUGUUUGUGUGACCACUUCUACAAUAAAAAUUUGUUACUUUGAAUGUU